CGGGGCCGCGCGGGACCGGCCUGGGCUUUUUUUUUUUUUUCGGGUGAGGGAGCGAAGCGAGGGUUGGCUUGAGGCGGCAUGAGGAUUUUCAGGCGAUUAAACAGCUUAUUCGCUAGACUCCUGAAAAUAGAACAUUUUGGAACAACAGCAUCAAAUACCUCAUUGCCAGCGGUCUGGCAGCUUUGGAACCCAUCUUAUCUGGUCUUAAAUCGACAGCUGGGACAUCUUUCCAUUGCUGAGAGAAAACAUUUCUUUUCUAUGCCGGAGAUGCUUAACGAGAAAUUUGAUCAUGAUCUGAAUGUCCCUCAUCCCGGAGUACGUGGAAUGAGUGUGCUCAACAGAGAUGCUUUCAAAAGAAUUGUUGUCAUACCAGCCCUAAAAGUUGACAAAGGCAUUGUAAGUAAACUCUUGAAGUCUCUCAAAGAGGUGCUGCUGAAGCGACCAGGUCUCAAGAGAGUAGUUGAAGACCCUGAAGAUGACAGUAGCGUGUUCGUUUUGUUAGAUGCUACUAAAAUACCUGCUGACUGUUCCCUGGGAGAAUCUGUGCAACAGACCUUAAAGAAUUUUGCGGUUAACCCUGAAAUAAUCAAGUACAAAUUGGAAUUGACUUAUGACCAUUUUAAAGCAGAUGAAGUUCUGCAAGCCGUGCUUCCGGAAGGUCAGGAAGUGACUACUGGCUUUAGCAGAGUUGGCCAUAUCGCUCACCUGAAUCUCAGAGACCAUCAGCUGCCUUACAAACAUUUAAUUGGCCAAGUUAUCAUCGACAAGAAUCAUGGCAUCACCUGUGCUGUAAAUAAAAUCACUGGCAUUGACAAUGCUUAUCGAAACUUCCACAUGGAAGUCCUGGCUGGAGAUGAGACCAGUAUGAUAACAAAGGUUAAAGAAAAUUACCUCUGGUAUGAAUUUGAUUUUUCAAAAGUCUACUGGAAUCCCCGCCUUGAAACGGAACACACACGGAUCGUCGGCCUCUUAAAGCAGAACGAUGUUCUCUUUGACGUCUUUGCCGGGGUGGGGCCCUUUGCCAUCCCUGCAGCGAAGAAGAAAUGCAUUGUGUUCGCCAAUGAUCUCAACCCUGAGUCCUACAAGUGGCUGCGGCACAAUUGCAAAUUAAACAAAGUGGACGAAAAGGUUCAGGUCUUCAACAUGGAUGGCAGAGAUUUCCUGAAAGGGCCAGUGAAGGAAGAGCUGGUCCGGCAACUCUCUUUGAAAGAGCGGGAGAGUGCCUUGCAUAUUGUCAUGAAUUUGCCGGCCAUGGCGAUUGAGUUCCUGGAUGUCUUCAGGCAUCUCUUAGACGGAGAACCAGCCCGCACAGACCUCCUCCCUACAGUGCAUUGCUACUGCUUUUCUAAGCAUGAUGACCCUGCGAAAGAUACACGGGAAAGAGUUGAAGCUUGCUUGGGGACAUCCCUCAAGGGGCUUUGUUCUGUGAUGCUGGUGAGGAAUGUGGCUCCCCAUAAGGAAAUGAUGCGUUUCAGCUUCCGCCUCCCAGCCAGUGUCUUGUACAAGCCGUUGUCUUGUCCAGCAGGUGUAAACAGUCCACAGGAGCCGACAUCUAAACGCAUGCGCUUAAAUGAAGACUCCCAAGAGGAAACGAAUCAGAAGGCCUGAGAGUCUCGGUGGUUCCAUUAUUGAGCUGGUGACUGAAAAGAACUUUAGCGCCAUCUUUUCAAGAGGGUCCAGACAGAGUGGAUUUGCUCCCUUGUAAGGGCAGCUAGGCAGCAGGCAGUACAACGGUCCACCCGUGAAUGCUGCCAUUAUAGCCUGCUGUGCCUGUAUGCGGAUUGUGCAUUGACCUUUUUAUUCUUUUUAUUCCAUGGCAGACAGAACCAUUUUUUAAAAUAUAUGUAUUAAAAAGACUUGUUCACUCAUCA
Messenger RNA from Pogona vitticeps (central bearded dragon), 1871 nucleotides. It is a transcript of the gene TRMT5, whose product is annotated as tRNA methyltransferase 5. Gene Ontology annotation, biological process: tRNA N1-guanine methylation; mitochondrial tRNA methylation. Lineage: Eukaryota; Metazoa; Chordata; Lepidosauria; Squamata; Agamidae. Gene Ontology annotation, molecular function: tRNA (guanine(37)-N1)-methyltransferase activity. Gene Ontology annotation, cellular component: cytoplasm; mitochondrial matrix. The record is from RefSeq and is a predicted model, not a curated record.